GUAGUAACAUGGUCCUCAUGGAUAUAAUAGAGAUGAUUGCAAGCAAUAAAAUGUAAGGCCUAGGUGGGAUUAUCAUCAACCAAAUAAUUGAGGAUGAUACAUCAAAACACCAUUCUCUCUCUGUUAGCAAAAUGCAAAAGUAUGAGGGAAUUGAAAAAAUUGCAUGGGCUAAUAGUUACAACCCCAACUAUUAAAAGCAUAAUCCCCUUGAGCAAGCUUAUUGACUUCUGUGUAGAUUCAGAAUUUGGUGACAUCAAUUAUGCAGACUUAGUACUUCGCCAGAUUCAUAACCCUAGCGUUUACAUUUGGAACUCCAUGAUACGAGGUUUUGUUAACAGUCACAAUCCAAGAAUGUCCAUGCUUCUGUAUAGACAAAUGAUAGAAAAUGGGUAUUCCCCAGAUCAUUUUACUUUCCCAUUUGUACUCAAAGCAUGUUGUGUAAUAGCUGAUCAAGAUUGUGGGAAAUGCAUUCAUAGCUGCAUAGUGAAAUCUGGGUUUGAAGCUGAUGCCUAUACUGCUACUGGGUUACUUCAUAUGUAUGUGUCAUGUGCAGAUAUGAAGUCAGGACUCAAAGUGUUUGAUAAUAUUCCCAAGUGGAAUGUGGUUGCUUGGACGUGUUUGAUUGCUGGGUAUGUGAAGAAUAAUCAGCCAUAUGAAGCUUUGAAGGUGUUUGAAGACAUGAGCCAUUGGAAUGUAGAGCCCAAUGAAAUCACCAUGGUGAAUGCUUUGAUUGCCUGCGCUCAUAGUAGAGACAUUGAUACUGGACGAUGGGUUCACCAGCGCAUUCGUAAGGCUGGCUAUGAUCCCUUCAUGUCCACAUCAAAUAGUAACAUCAUUCUUGCAACUGCAAUUCUUGAAAUGUAUGCCAAAUGUGGCAGAUUGAAGAUAGCAAGAGACUUGUUCAACAAAAUGCCUCAGAGAAACAUUGUUUCUUGGAACAGUAUGAUUAAUGCCUACAAUCAAUAUGAGAGGCAUCAGGAGGCGCUAGAUCUCUUUUUUGAUAUGUGGACUAGUGGCGUUUAUCCUGAUAAGGCUACCUUUCUGAGUGUGUUGAGUGUUUGUGCCCAUCAGUGUGCUCUGGCAUUGGGACAAACUGUCCAUGCUUAUCUGUUGAAAACCGGCAUUGCGACAGAUAUUUCCCUUGCAACUGCUCUUCUUGACAUGUAUGCCAAGACUGGUGAGUUAGGAAAUGCACAGAAGAUUUUUAGCAGUUUGCAAAAGAAGGAUGUCGUGAUGUGGACUAGCAUGAUCAAUGGUUUAGCCAUGCAUGGUCAUGGAAAUGAAGCAUUGAGUAUGUUUCAAACCAUGCAAGAGGAUAGCUCUCUAGUCCCUGAUCAUAUUACCUACAUUGGAGUUUUAUUCGCUUGUAGUCAUGUUGGACUGGUUGAAGAGGCUAAAAAGCAUUUUAGGCUAAUGACAGAGAUGUACGGUAUGGUGCCAGGAAGAGAGCAUUAUGGUUGCAUGGUUGAUCUUUUGAGUAGGGCGGGUCAUUUCAGAGAAGCAGAAAGAUUAAUGGAGACAAUGACUGUACAACCAAAUAUUGCCAUAUGGGGUGCUCUUUUAAAUGGCUGCCAGAUUCAUGAAAACGUUUGUGUUGCUAAUCAAGUGAAAGUACGACUAAAAGAACUGGAACCUUGUCAAAGUGGAGUCCACAUUCUUCUAUCUAAUAUAUAUGCAAAGGCUGGCAGGUGGGAAGAGGUAAACGUGACUAGAAAAGUUAUGAAGCAUAAGAGGAUUACAAAGACAAUUGGUCAUAGUUCAGUUGAAAUGAAGCUGUUAAGCUAAUGGUCACAGUAAGAUUGAUUUGUAGUCUCUAAUGAUGUAAGUAUUGAUUCGUGGAUUAACUGCAAUUGGGAAGAGAGUAUUAUUGAUGUACUCUCAGCCUCUGGUGUCUAAAAGGCAAACAAAGAACCUCUGUCCAUGGGGGCAUAUAUUCAACUCCUUUCAGCUGCCUUCUCAGUUGAUACCCCGCCAAUAUUCUGGUGAUUUUGGCACUGAUAAAGAAUAGUCAUGAAAGGGAGACAUACACAAUGGCAAAGUUUUUUCUGAUUGGGAUCCUUCCUUUUCUUCCAACAGUGAAGUUUAUAUAAUUGAUCCAAAUUUAUGCAGCAUGUCAAAUAGAUGAGAUUCAGAAUUAAGAGUGGUAAAAUUUUGUAUAGUAUCUAGCUUUUCUUUUUUUUCACUCUAUGAUAUACUACACUACUGGAAUACGCAGUCUGAACCA
Glycine soja is the source of this 2224-nucleotide messenger RNA. RefSeq names its product putative pentatricopeptide repeat-containing protein At3g05240. Bases 94 to 1785 code for a protein of 563 amino acids. The record is from RefSeq and is a predicted model, not a curated record. Gene Ontology annotation, cellular component: intracellular membrane-bounded organelle. The transcript has a single exon. Gene Ontology annotation, biological process: RNA modification. Gene Ontology annotation, molecular function: protein binding; RNA binding. Lineage: Eukaryota; Viridiplantae; Streptophyta; Magnoliopsida; Fabales; Fabaceae.